Messenger RNA from Mus musculus (house mouse), 4996 nucleotides. It is a transcript of the gene Fbxl2, whose product is annotated as F-box and leucine-rich repeat protein 2. Gene Ontology annotation, molecular function: protein phosphatase binding; phosphatidylinositol 3-kinase regulatory subunit binding; ubiquitin-like ligase-substrate adaptor activity. Lineage: Eukaryota; Metazoa; Chordata; Mammalia; Rodentia; Muridae. The transcript has 14 exons. Bases 103 to 1170 code for a protein of 355 amino acids. The record is from RefSeq and is a predicted model, not a curated record. Gene Ontology annotation, biological process: negative regulation of NLRP3 inflammasome complex assembly; SCF-dependent proteasomal ubiquitin-dependent protein catabolic process; regulation of autophagy. Gene Ontology annotation, cellular component: membrane; SCF ubiquitin ligase complex; plasma membrane.
CGAGCCCACCUUGAGGCCGGGGCGGGGCGUCGGGCUGGCGUCACCAGGACAACGGGCGUCGCCGGCGCCGUGUGACUUCAGGCUGUGGGCGCGCUCGCGGCCAUGGUUUUCUCAAACAGUGAUGAUGGCCUUAUCAACAAGAAGCUACCCAAGGAGCUCCUCUUGAGAAUAUUCUCCUUCUUGGACAUCGUAACUCUAUGCCGAUGUGCACAGAUCUCCAAGGCCUGGAACAUCUUAGCCCUGGAUGGCAGCAACUGGCAACGGGUGGAUCUUUUUAACUUCCAGACAGAUGUAGAGGGCCGAGUGGUGGAAAACAUCUCCAAGAGGUGCGGUGGCUUCCUUAGAAAGCUCAGCCUGCGUGGCUGCAUCGGAGUCGGGGACUCCUCUUUGAAGACCUUUGCACAGAACUGCCGGAACAUUGAACAUUUAAACCUCAAUGGCUGCACGAAAAUCACUGACAGCACGUGUUACAGCCUUAGCAGAUUCUGUUCCAAGCUGAAACACCUGGAUCUCACGUCCUGCGUGUCUGUUACCAACAGCUCUUUAAAGGGCAUCAGCGAGGGCUGCCGGAACCUGGAAUAUCUGAACCUCUCCUGGUGUGACCAGAUCACAAAGGAAGGCAUUGAGGCGCUGGUGCGGGGGUGCCGGGGUUUGAAAGCCCUGCUCCUGAGGGGUUGUACACAGUUAGAGGACGAAGCUCUGAAACACAUUCAGAACCACUGCCACGAGCUGGUGAGCCUCAACCUGCAGUCCUGCUCACGCAUCACUGAUGAUGGCGUGGUGCAGAUCUGCAGGGGCUGCCACCGGCUACAGGCUCUGUGCCUCUCGGGUUGUAGCAACCUUACGGAUGCAUCUCUCACAGCCUUGGGCCUGAACUGCCCCAGACUACAAGUUUUGGAGGCUGCCCGGUGCUCCCAUCUGACCGACGCAGGCUUUACACUGCUAGCUCGGAAUUGCCAUGAGCUGGAGAAGAUGGACCUUGAAGAAUGUGUCCUGAGUCCCACGCUCAGGAGAAUCCAGGACCGGGUGUUAAGCCCUAGUGCAGGAGCCACACUGACUGUGUCUCUCUCCAGAUUACCGACAGCACCCUCGUCCAGCUCUCCAUCCACUGUCCCAAGCUGCAAGCCCUGGCUGCUUUUAGAAAUGGGAGAUAAGAGUAAACUAAACUGACACCACAGUGAGUCAGGUGGUGUGAGGUGCACAGCUGUGAUCUUAGCUCCUGGGAAGCUGCCACCCGAAGAGUUCAGGUGUGAGCCCAGCCUGGCUGCCAUGUCGAGACCAUAUUUCAAAGAACAAGAUCAAAAAAAAAGCUUACUUCAGAAACUAAAAUGAAACCCACCAAAGAUGAUGAACAGAGCAUCAGGCCUGCAGUGAGACUACAACUCAGGGCCGAGGAGAAGAGAAACAUCACAGGCUGCUGACUCUAUUCACUGCAAAGUGUCCUGAGGGCUCCCCUGGCCUGGACUGUGGGCAUCAGCAAUCUCACCCUGGCUCUGGAACGUGAAUCUUUGUGUAAGGCAUGGGUGAGCAGCAUGUGGCCCCUGACCCCAUGCUAGACACCCCAUUAGCCCCCCCACCAGCCCAGUACACCGAGGGCAAUCCAGGUGCAGGCGUCAUGUGAAGUGCGUUUGCAGUAUAGUGGGUCCCAAGUUUACAAGGACAGCCAACUCAGUGAUUGACAGACUGGCAGUGAGUGUCUCCUCCAGCAGCCCAGUAGGGCAGAUAAAAGGCAGAAUGAGUGGAAAAAAGAAGUCUUUCUUCUAUGCUGGAAGUGCCUUCCUUAGAUAACCGGCUUCCUUGGCUGAGCAGGUGGCACACACCUUUGAUCCCAGCACUCAGGGGGCAGUGGUAGUCAGAUCUCGGAGUUUGAGGCCAGCCUGGUCUAUACAGAGUUCCAGAACUACAUAGAGACCCUGUCUUUAAAAAAAAAAAAAAUCUUCCUUAUACUUUCUUACCUUAUCAUCGACUUUCAACUAAGUGCCUAGGCACACACUUCUACUUAAAUAUUAAGAAGGCCAAGAGAAGAUGGGGCAGCCAGCCAGGGACCUUAGGGCCAUGGGAUUGAAUGAGUCACUGGGUGUUUUUUGCUUUAUAUAUCCCAAGAUAGGCUUAAAGGAGCUGAUAACAAGGGAUUCUGAGACAGGAACAAAUCCCCAAGAACCUGUUGUUUCUGCUCAGAGGACCCAGGGGGAGGAUGGUCUACCAAGAAGCCUUCCUGGCAGUAACUCAAAACAGAGCUAUGCUUCCUGCCAGGAAAGGGUGAAUGGACAGUCUUUCAUCUUUGCCCAGGAGUGACAAUCUGCAGGACCACCUGAGAGCACACAGGGAGCCUAGACCUAAGGCAGACCUGAGGCAGGCUGUCUGAAGGGGUCUGAACACCUACCUGUCUCACGGCGGCGAGGCAACUGCCCCAUAGGCAUCGGACGAUCAGUAUGGGGACUUGGCCAUUGGAUGCAGACUACGGGGCCUUACCUCACAACGCAGUACUAUAGGCCUGGUGCAAGGAGAUGUAAUGAAGGUGUCGGAGCAUUCUGGAUGUAACAGAACAGUCUGGACUUAUGUUUGGUGGCAGUGUGCAGAUGACAAGUCCAGAUUAACAUGACAUUUGACAUUUUAAAGUGGACUUCAGAAAAAUGUUCCUGGUAGAAAUUAUGAAGACACCAUAAAAGCAACAAAGUCAGUGCUCAUGAGUAGAUACAGAACAUAGAACUGUUCCGAAAAUUAAAACCAAAAACCAGUGAACGGCCUUAAAGCAAAGUGGUCUAGUGUUGGCAAGUGAGCACAGCCUUUAGAGAACAAAGGGGGUGACUUGGGAGCAGGGACAAAAGAUGUGACAGUCAUAGGAUCACAGUUAGAACCAAAACAGGGCUAAAAAGUCCCAAGCUGGUACCAUGUUCCUGUAGGUUGAAGCUGACCAGACCUCGGGCAGAUGCUCAUCAUGGGCCAUCUUCCAACCACCAAAGCCAGUUUCCUCACGAGGAUCCUUGGGCAGACACUGGCAAAGGCCCAGAAUCCUCACCUCAGAAUCCUGUGAUGGAAAUCUCCAGGAAGUGCUGGGAGGACACUGGGGUGAAUUUAAAAUGAAUCUACUACCACAGAAAGCACGACAGUGGGUCCUCAGUGUUACAGUGCCACUGCUGAGUAUGUUAAACAGAACACACAGCACCGGCACGCGGCAAGGCUGGGAGACAGACGCGCACAUCCACAUUAACGGUGUGAUCCCACAGCAGGCAAGGGAAGAAGCUGAAGCGUCACUAGGUAAACUCGAGACUCUCCUCAUGCAGAGGAUGUUGUCGAGACAGAAGGGGAUCCUGGCACAAGCUUCACCCGGCUGAGCAGGAGGACAGGAUACCAAGUGAAGUAGGACAGUGUCGUCAGAAGAAAGCAAAAUAAAGCCCAAAUUAAAAGGCCAUAACACGGUAGAGCACAGUGAGUGGAAAACACAAACACCAGAGCAGUAUCCUAGCAACACUGGCUGCUGCUUUGGAAACAGGCCCCAGGCCAGGCUGCUAGUAUCAGCAGCAAUCAGCUGCCACCAGGUCUAUACAGGCUGAGCGUCCUGUAUCUAAAAUGGGGCCAAGGUGUUGGCCUUCCAGAUUGUCUCAUUAUAUACACUUAGAUAAUGAAGUACUUGAGGCUAGGUCCAAAAUCUAGAAACAAAUUAAUCUUAUGCCUAACGUGCACCUUUCACAAUUGCUACUGCACCGUGUUCUGACUGUGACCUGUUCUAUUUGUAGUGAUAAUCAAAAUUGUUUAGAUUUGGAGAAUUUCAAAUUUUCACAUUAUGGAUGCUAAACUUGUAGGAGGCACAACUACAUAAAUCUGACAACAUGAGCGAAAUGAACGUCUAACUCACUUGAUAUAAAAUAACCCAAAUAACCCUUAAGGAAGUUCCUAAAUUACCCCAAAUGUACAUGUAGGAACAUGUAGAAAUGCUAUAGAACUUUUGCUAACACUUAAAGAAUUAACAGGGUUCUAUACUGCUGGCCUUUCUGGGAAGUGUAACAUCACCCAGGGAUCCUGGGCUGCAAGGGGAACCCCAUGAGCAGGCUCGAUGGGAAGGAUGUUUGCUGCCAAGUUUGGUGAUCUUCAUUUGAUUCCUGUGACCCCAAUGGUGGCCUGUCUCCUGCCACACUCUGAGCCUGACAUUCUUGUCCCCCAGCCUGGGCCUCCAAGCACAUUCUGUCCUUUCCUACCUGAACCCCAGCACCUGACAUUAUUAGCUCACGGACUGUCAAGCUCAGCCUGUCGGUCGCUCUCAGACACUGGAUCUUUUCUCUUUACAGCAUUUAUGCUCAUAUGCAUUUUCUAUUUUCAUGGGUGGGGGGCAACUGUCCAGUCUGAAGUUAUUAAGUAAACUUGGCCAUGUAAACUCACCCUAGUACUUCUGCAACCUUAAUUACCACUUCUAAGAGGCUGGUGAUAUAUGACCAAGGUCAGGAUCUCAUUGCAUAGCCACAACUGAAUCAUGGAUGUGUGUACUUUUAAUGUGUGUACGUGUCUGUGCUAGGGUCCAUGCAUGGGACUGUGGAUGCUCCUGUAGCUGGAGUUACCAGUUGUGAGCAGUAUGUGCUUUUAAUUUACACUUCCAACCCUGUGCAUUUUAGACAAGGACAGUAAAUCUACUGGCUUUACUAUUGGCACCUUUACUCAAACUGGGCCAUAAAACUGGUCAAGGGAGUAAACUCGGAACUGUCCCCUGAAGCAUCUUUCCUUGUUUCUGGUUGGAAAGCCGUGGUCGGGGGUAGCUCUUAGAGAAAACCGCAGAUUACUUCCUAUGCACUAGACAGGGGAGAAUGAAGCCCGGCAGGCUGUUAAGUCGGAUGAGGUGUUGGUAGUCUCCGGCUCUUCCAGCCCUCCGUUUAUUCAUGGUGACCCUUCCCACACAUGGCACUGAGUCUUCAGCGCGUGCUUUGCAGAGGACACUGCCACACCGCAGUACAGCAAGCAGUUACUCUGGACACUUUUCCUAGCUGGAGCUUAGCGUGCCUCUCCU